Molecule: messenger RNA, 3138 nt
Organism: Microthlaspi erraticum
Lineage: Eukaryota; Viridiplantae; Streptophyta; Magnoliopsida; Brassicales; Brassicaceae
Source: the annotation of a GenBank genome assembly
AUGGGAGUACCGGCGUUUUACCGGUGGUUGGCGGAGAAGUAUCCGUUGAUAGUGGCGGAUGUUGUCGAGGAAGAGGCUGUUGAAAUCGAGGGCGUUAAGAUUCCGGUCGAUACGAGUAAACCUAAUCCGAACAAUCUCGAAUACGAUAAUCUCUAUCUCGACAUGAAUGGGAUUAUCCAUCCUUGCUUCCACCCUGAAGAUAGGCCAUCUCCGACUACGUUUGAGGAGGUGUUUCAGUGUAUGUUUGAUUACAUCGAUAGGCUUUUCGUGAUGGUGCGACCGAGGAAAGUACUCUAUAUGGCUAUUGAUGGUGUUGCUCCAAGAGCUAAAAUGAAUCAGCAGCGGUCUAGACGGUUUAGAUCCGCUAAAGAUGCAUCAGAUGCAGCUGCUGAGGAAGAACGGCUCCGAGAGGAGUUUGAGAGGGAGGGUAGAAAGCUUCCUCCUAAGAUAGACUCUCAAGUGUUUGAUUCUAACGUCAUCACGCCUGGAACGGAAUUCAUGGGCGUUCUGUCUAUAGCGCUGCAGUAUUAUGUGCACCUUAGGCUUAAUUAUGAUGCUGGUUGGAAAAAUGUUAAGGUUAUCCUAUCAGACGCAAAUGUUCCAGGUGAAGGGGAGCAUAAAAUUAUGUCGUACAUUCGUCUACAAAGAAAUCUUCCUGGUUUUGACCCAAAUACUCGGCAUUGCUUGUAUGGACUGGACGCUGAUCUGAUUAUGUUGGGGUUGGCAACCCACGAAGUUCAUUUUUCAAUUCUUCGAGAGGUGGUCUUCACUCCCGGACAGCAGGACAAAUGCUUCCUGUGUGGUCAAAUGGGACACAUGGCGUCAGAUUGUGAAGGAAAAGCAAAGAAGAGGGCAGGAGAAUUUGAUGAGAAGGGCGAUGGCUUUGUCAAAAAGCCAUAUCAGUUCCUCCAUAUCUGGAUUCUUCGAGAAUACCUGGAGUUUGAAAUGAGGAUUCCCAACCCACCAUUCGAGAUGGACCUGGAGCGCAUUGUUGAUGAUUUCAUCUUCAUAUGUUUCUUUGUUGGCAACGAUUUCUUACCACAUAUGCCGACAUUGGAGAUUCGAGAGGGUGCUAUCAACUUGCUUAUUGCUGUUUACAAGAAGGAAUUUAGGUCACUUGACGGCUAUCUAGUUGAUGGGUGCAAGCCAAAUUUAAGGAGGGUGGAACAGUUUAUUCAAGCUGUUGGAUCGUUUGAAGAUAAGAUAUUUCAGAAAAGAACCAAGUUACAUCAGAGGCAAGCAGAAAGAAUAAAGGGAGAUAAAGCUCGGAAAAAAAGAAUGGAUGAUGCAGCUCCGACAGUUCAACCCGAGACUCUUGUUCCGGUUGCAAGAUUUAGUGGCUCUAGACUUGCUUCGGCUCCUACACCUUCACCAUUUCAGUCUAAUGAUGGAAGGUCUGGUCCACCUCAAAAAGCUCGACGUGUAUCUUCAGAAUCCAGUAUCGGUGCUGCUAUUGUCGAUGUCGAGAACAGUCUUGAAAAUGAUGAAACCGAGAACAAAGAAGAACUAAAGACAAAGCUCAAAGAGUUGAUCCGUGAGAAAUCCGAUGCUUUCAACUCGGAUACUCCUGAAGAGGAUAUGGUGAAGCUAGGGGAACCUGGAUGGAGAGAGAGGUAUUAUGAAGAGAAGUUCUCAGCAGUGACCGUUGAAGAAAUGGAAAGAAUACGGAAGGAUGUGGUAUUGAAGUACACAGAAGGCCUCUGUUGGGUCAUGCAUUACUACAUGGAAGGUGUUUGCUCCUGGCAGUGGUUUUAUCCUUACCAUUACGCACCAUUUGCUUCAGAUCUGAAAGAUCUAGGAGAGCUGGAUAUUAAGUUUGAAUUAGGAACUCCUUUUAAGCCAUUCAAUCAACUUCUUGGGGUGUUCCCAGCUGCAAGUUCGCAUGCACUUCCAGAGCGCUACAGAACCUUAAUGACGGAUCCCCACUCACCCAUCAUUGAUUUUUACCCAACUGAUUUUGAAGUUGACAUGAAUGGAAAACGUUAUUCCUGGCAGGGUAUUGCUAAGCUGCCUUUCAUUGAUGAAAAACGCCUUUUAGAAGCUGUCUCCGAAGUGGAAUUCACGUUGACGGAUGAAGAGAAGCGUAGAAACAGUAUGAUGUGUGACAUGCUUUUCAUAGCAACUUCACAUCGCCUUGCUGAGCUCAUCUUUUCGCUUGACAACCAUGUUCGGCAAUUAAGUGAAAGGGAGAGAGUAGACUUUAAAGUUAAGAUCAGACCUGAGCUCAGUGAUGGCAUGAACGGAUACUUGACUCCGUGUGCAGGGGAGACUCACCCGCCUAUAUUCAGGUCCCCAAUGGAGGGUAUGGAAGACAUUUUGACAAACCAAGUCAUAUGCUGCGUUUACAGACUUCCCGAUACACAUGAACACAUAACCAGACCUCCUCCUGGUGUCAUCUUCCCUAAGAAGAUUGUGAACAUAGGAGACUUGAAACCCCCACCUGCUCUGUGGCAUGAGGAAAACGGGAGGAGACAGAUGCAUAAUAAUAACAAUAAUUAUAACAACAACAAUAAUAGUUAUAACAAUAAUAACAAUCAAGGAAGGCAUAACCCACCUGGAAGUGUAUCUGGGAGGCAUCUGGGAGACGCAGCACAUCGUCUAGUCACCAACAGCUUAAAUACGAGAACCGACCGGCAUGGAUAUCAGAUACCAGCAGAUGUACAUUCUCAGCAUCCUCCUGGUUACGGAUACAAUCCUCCGCAGUAUGUUCCACCAGUUCCUUACCAGUACGGUGGCUAUGUGGCUCCACCUGGCGUCCAAGGCUAUGCUCAGCCACAACCACAACAGCCUCCUUAUCAAAGCCGAGGCGGGUACCAACCUCGUGGAGUCACUGGGAGAUUCCCGUCUGAUCCUUACCCGAGCCAACCACGUGGAGGUGGUGGUCACCGUGACAACAGAGGAGGAGGAUAUUCCGGCGAUUACAAUCAACAACAACAACAACAAUGGCAUGGUGAUCAAGGUGGGUCGGAGCGUAACAAUGACCCACGAGGGUAUGGUGGUCAGCAUCAUCAUCAGCGAGGUGAUGACCGCGACCGCAGAGGAGGACGUGGAGGAGGAGGAGGAAGAGGUGGAGGAAGUCAUAAUGAUGAUCGAGGCGGGAAUUCGUUUUCAGCAUUGCGUCCUAGACAUCGAUACUAA